This is a messenger RNA of Andrographis paniculata, 1522 nucleotides long. RefSeq names its product lanC-like protein GCL2. The record is from RefSeq and is a predicted model, not a curated record. Gene Ontology annotation, cellular component: plasma membrane. Gene Ontology annotation, biological process: peptide modification; carbohydrate metabolic process. NCBI's taxonomy places the organism in Eukaryota, Viridiplantae, Streptophyta, Magnoliopsida, Lamiales, Acanthaceae.
ACCCUGCACACUACCUCCUGGCUCCUCCCCUCUCUCUCUCUCCUCGUACAACUCCUCCUGCUAUUUUCCCUUUUUUCUUCCUUUGUUCUUCUUCAACUUCACACCCCGCCGCGAUCACGUUUACUUCUUUCAAGUGAAGGUUGAACCCCGCGCAACAAUGGCAGAACGUUUCUUCCCCAAUAUGAUGCCCGACUUUGUCCCUGAAAACCCUAAUCUUCUAAUCCAAGAUGAAGAACAACAACAACAGCUCAAAAAGAACCGUGGGAGAGUUGAGAUUUAUCCUCAAGGCACACAUGAUUCACUAUUGAGGCUCCUCUCGCUCCCUUACCCUACUCUAUCCAACCAGCUACAACGGGCUGCUCUUGACCUCAAAGAAACUAUUCUGGAGCAAACAUGGGGCCUCACAGGGAAACAUGGAAAUUUUACAUUGUAUGUGGGCACAUUGGGCACUGCUUGUUUGCUCUUUAAAUCUUUCCAAGUGACUCAGAACAAGAAUGAUUUGAAUCUGUGUUUGGAGAUCAUCAAGGCGUGUGAUUCCUCUUCCAUUCAAACCAGAGAUGUGACUUUUAUGCUUGGGAGAGGUGGUGUAUGUGCUCUUGGAGCUAUUGUGGCCAAGCAUACGGGCGACGAUAAUUUGGUUAGUUAUUAUUUGGCCCAAUUUAAAGAGAUGAAGCUGUCAAAAGAUCAUCCUGACGAGUUGUUAUAUGGCAAAGCUGGAUACUUAUGGGCUUGUUUAUUUCUUAACAAGCAUUUAGGCAAGGAGACAAUUCCUUCAGCCAUCAUGGAUCCUGUUGUGAGGGAAAUUAUCAAAAAGGGGAGAAAACUAGGGGAACAGGGUGGAAGUCCCUUGAUGUUUGAAUGGUAUGGCAGAAAGUACUGGGGUGCGGCCCAUGGAUUGGCUGGAAUCCUCCAUGUACUGAUGGAUUGUAAUCUGACAUCAAACGAGGUUGAGGAUGUCAAAGGAACUCUUCGCUAUAUGAUCAGAAAUCGCUUCCCCAGUGGGAAUUACCCUGCCAGUGAAGAAGAUAAGUUGAGAGAUGUUCUUGUGCAUUGGUGCCAUGGUGCUCCUGGGAUUGCUCUCACGCUCAUUAAAGUUGCUGAGGUGUUUGGGGAUGAAGAGUUUCUUGAAGCUGCGAUGAAUGCAGCGGAGGUAGUUUGGAGUCGUGGGCUACUGAAACGAGUUGGGAUGUGCCAUGGCAUAAGUGGAAAUGCUUAUGUGUUCUUGUCACUCUAUCGUUUAACGGGGAUCAUGGAGUACUUGUACAGAGCGAAAGCUUUGGUAUGCUUUUUGCUGGAUAGAGGUGAGAUGCUAAUGUCAAGCGGGGAGAUGCACAGAGGGGACAAUGCAUAUUCCCUGUACGAAGGAGUUGGGGGAAUGGUUCAUCUUUUCUUUGACAUGGUUCAACCCAAGAAUGCUAGAUUCCCUGGCUAUGAUAAAUAAUUACUAUACAUCUGUGUGUAUAUGUGCCUAUCGUAUGCAUCCUUUUUUCAGGUUUGCUGCGCAGUUUAGUUUUAUGGUUCA